Messenger RNA from Cheilinus undulatus (humphead wrasse), 9875 nucleotides. It is a transcript of the gene hecw2b, whose product is annotated as HECT, C2 and WW domain containing E3 ubiquitin protein ligase 2b. The transcript is spliced from 30 exons. The record is from RefSeq and is a predicted model, not a curated record. Bases 1378 to 6009 code for a protein of 1543 amino acids. Gene Ontology annotation, biological process: regulation of dendrite morphogenesis. Gene Ontology annotation, molecular function: ubiquitin-protein transferase activity; protein binding. NCBI's taxonomy places the organism in Eukaryota, Metazoa, Chordata, Actinopteri, Labriformes, Labridae.
UCGGGCAGUAUGGACUCCAACAACAGGGCCCGUCUUUGAAAACAAAGUUAAUAACACGCACUUAAGACGAGAGUCUGCGGUAAAAAUCGGACUGCGGUUGUUUUUUAUUCUCCUCCACGAUGGCAGCGCGCGCGGGCAGCGGGAAUAAAGUGCGUGAAGCGGCGGAAACAGGGCGGCGGAUGUGAAGUGGACCAGCCAAAUAAAUAAGAUAUGAACGCGUCUUUCUCUCUACACAGGCUGGCAAUACCACGGAGAAGUAAACGAGGCUGCGCAGAGAGCGAGAUGGCAACCAUGAUUUAGAUGCAAUAAGUGUUAAAAGCUGACAUUUUCAAAGGGAGCUUUCGUGUUGACCGCAGGUUGGAACUACCGGGAGGCAGCGGCGCAGCGCCCGGGCUUUGGUGCGCCGGAUCCGGCUUGGAAGCAGAUGAAGGGUCGGUGGUGCUCGGGCCGUGUGGCUGUCCGUCGUCCAUGAUUGAGCGGCUGCUUCGGGGAUAUAUUUGGCAUGCAGGCUGGGCUAAACACGACAUUUCAUUAGCUGCAGCAAAGGUCUUCAACCCUCCUCCACCCCCUCCUCCUUGUGGAUCAUUGGAUCGCCCCGUCAUCAUCACUCCCUCCUCCUCCGGAAAAGACCAGCAGGAAGGUUUCCGGAUCCCUAACUCCCCAUCUCUCUCCCGAAUCUAUCACUUUCCUUUGUCAUGAUGGCGACGUGGAUGUUUUAUGGCGCGCUCUAACGCCUGAGAAGGAGGCACAAUGCACAGGAAUCAAUGACGAACAAGUGGACAAUGGAAAUAUGAAUGAUCUCAGAGGGGAAAAAGUGGUUCAAGAAUGCUUCAAACUGCCUCCUGGAGUGAUGACUAGUGCAUUCUGGGAAAUUUAAAGUGCCUUGCCCAGAGACGGCGGCAGGACCAAAGAGAUGUGCAACAAAGGAACUAAUAUCCAGUAGUUUUGGGAGCUUUUUUCAUCAUUCCGUCAAUCUGAACCUCCAUUUUUUACUCUAUCGUCUUCUUCUUUGGUGCUUUUAGAGCCAAACAACAUCAGUGCCCCCCCCACUUCCCUCCCUCCUCCAUAACUUCCUUCCUUAGUCUUCUUUUUCUUUCUGUGACGACCCACUUGGCCUCCACCAUUCGCCCCUCCCUCGCAACGGCUGUCCUCCCCCCUCGCCCCCGCCCCCAGUCAUCCUCCCCCUCCACCUCCCCCUCCCUCACCCCAUCCUCCCCAUCCUCCGCCCCGUCCUCCCCCCACCACCCCCAUCAUCACCACCACCACCCUCACCCUCAGCCGCACUCCCACCACCACCAGCACCACCAUCACCACCACCAACUCUCCUCUUCCCCGCCUCGCUUCUCGCCUCCGCCCUUCACAACCUCCUCUGUAACGAUGGCGACGGCUGCCACCGCCCCUUCUUCAUCCUCUUCAUCGCCACCGACGGCCAACGGCAGCGCCAGAGAGCACCUCCUGGCGGUGCGGCGUCGAACUCCUCACUCACGGCCAUACACGAUAGGGCCCGAUAACCUCCGCAGCCUGUCUGUGCAGAGCGCAGUCGGAGCCUCGACUUCGGCGUCAACCUCCUCUUCCUCGGCUAUGUCAUCAGGGAACCAACCAGAAGCAGCCGUGGGACUCCAACGGGCUAACAGCGACACGGACCUGGUGACAUCAGACAGUCGCUCGUCACUUACAGCGUCCACAUACCAGCUGACUCUAGGGCACAGCCACCUGGUCAUCUCCUGGGACAUCAAGGAGGAAGUGGACGCCACCGACUGGAUUGGCCUCUAUCACAUCGAUGAGACGUGUGUGGCCAACGUGUGGGACUCCAAGAAUCGGGGCGUGAACGGCACCCAGAGGGGACAGAUCGUGUGGCGGCUGGAGGCGGGACCCUACUUCAUGGAGCCAGAGACAAAGAUCUGCUUUAAAUACUAUCACGGUGUAAGUGGAGCACUGAGAGCAACAACGCCCUGUAUCACCGUCAAGAACCCUGGAGUACCGGUUGGAAGUGAAAGCCAAAUUGAGGACCAAUCAGGGGCCGAGCACUGUCGGAAACUAGUCAGCUUCACCCUUUCAGACAUACGCGCUGUAGGCCUCAAGAAGGGCAUGUUUUUCAACCCUGACCCCUACUUGAAGAUGUCCAUCAAGCCCGGGAAGAGGAGCGGCCUCCCCAAGUUCACCCACCACGGCCAGGAGAGACGCUCCUCCAUCAUAGCCAACACCAUCAACCCUGUGUGGCACGGCGAGAAGUACACCUUCGUGGCUCUGAUGACUGACGUGUUGGAGAUCGAGGUGAAGGAUAAGUUUGCAAAGAGCCGACCAAUCAUUAAGCGGUUUCUGGGUCAGCUGAUCAUACCCGUGCAGAGACUCCUGGAGGGGCCAACAGCUGACGAUCAGCCGGUCAGCUACAGCCUGUGUCGACGCCUCCCUACGGACCAUGUGAGCGGGCAGCUUCUGUUCAGAGUGGACCUCACUUCCACGGGACAAGAAGAAGCAUCUCCUGAUGCUGUUGGGAGCAUCCUUGGUGGCGCUGUGAACGGUGACCCUGGCAGCCCAUCUGAUGAUGAAGAUCUCCCUCACCCGUCCUCACGUGUCACAUGUGGAGCCUCCCCCACAGGGUCUGAUGAAGGCUCCCUGUUGGUCAAUGGCGCUUGUUAUUAUGGAGACGACAGCGUUUGGAGGGAAGCCGGGCACAUGAGGGAUGAGGACCUGCUUCCUUUGGCUCUGGGUGGCCACACCCACAGGCAGGUGUCGCUAAACGACUACCUUGAUGCUAUUGAGUCUCCAAGGAGCCCAGGGGACCGACCUCUUGCGGGGCCGUCGCCGAAACUGCGCUCCAGCUUUCCGACAGACACGCGGCUCAACGCGAUGCUGCACAUAGACUCUGAUGAGGACGAAGAGCACAGAGAGACGACAACGCAGCAGAGCUCAGACUCGACAAGAUCGGCAACAUCAGAAUCACAACAGGGGAGCGAAGGGCCCAAAGAAGAGCCGACAGGAGCAGGACCAGCAGCAGAGGCUGGUUCCUCUGCUGCCACUCAGUCUGGAGCUGAGCCUGAUGGAGCCGCAGAGGGAGCAAACGGAGUCCAAACACCAGCAGCAGCAGCAGCAGCAGCAGCAGCUGAGACUAAAAAUGAGACUGGACCGGCUGCAAAUGGCAGCGGAGAAACAUCGACAGGUACAACGUCAUCAGGAGCCGAAGCAGGAGCAGCAGCUGGGACGGGGGAGUCUGUGGGGGAGUGUACCUGUCAGGAGCAGAGCAGCAGGUUGGGGGCAAACCUGGAUGUACCCUACAGUCCUCCACUCGGUCCACUUUCACCCAUUCAGGAGGUGGACACAGCAAAAGAAGUGGCUCCAAAGGCAGAAGAAGAAGGAGCUGAGUCUUCAAGCAGCGAGGCUAAUGGACCGGUAGCAGCGGCAGCUCCCACUAACAGCAGCGUGGCCGACCAGGGAGGAGGGACUUCUGAAGCUGGAGCCAGCGGUGGUCAGGAGGCAGAGGAGGAAGGAGGCGAGGUGUGGAGAAGGAGGCAGUCCCUGCAGGCGUCAGGAGGUGCGGCCCAAAACCAAGAGACUGGCGGGGCUAGAGAGAGUCAGAAUGGGACGACUGGGGCAGAGAGGGAAACAGGUGCCACCGCUCAGGUGAAUGGCCAUCAGUCUGUUCGCUCCCUGCCAUCAGUCCGCCAUGACAUCAGUCGUUACCAGAGGGUGGACGAGCCGCUGCCGCCGAACUGGGAGGCUCGUAUUGACAGCCACGGUCGGAUCUUCUACGUCGAUCAUGUGAACAGGACUACAACUUGGCAGCGCCCCACGGCUCCUCCUGCCCCGCAGACCCUUCAGAGGUCUAACUCAAUCCAGCAGAUGGAGCAGCUGAACCGCAGGUAUCAGAGUAUACGAAGGACGAUCACCAAUGACAGCAGACCAGAGGAGCAGCCAGCCAAUGAGCUUUCAACUGACGAAACCGACAUGCAACCCUCCAUCCCAGAGCUGCGCAGGGACAGCAGUGUGGCUCAGUCCAGUUCCCGGUCCCGUCUCACGCUGCUGCUCCAGUCUCCCAGCGCCAAGUUCCUCACCAGCCCCGACUUCUUCACUGUGCUGCAUUCCAACCCUAGUGCCUACCGUAUGUUCACCACCAACACGUGUCUGAAGCAUAUGAUCAGUAAGGUUCGUCGGGAUGCUCAUCACUUUGAGCGCUACCAGCACAACAGAGACCUGGUGGCCUUCCUCAACAUGUUCGCCAACAAACAGCUGGAGCUGCCCAGAGGCUGGGAGAUGAAGCAUGACCAUACCGGCAAGCCUUUCUUCGUGGACCACAACUGCCGUGCCACCACCUUCAUCGACCCCCGGCUGCCUCUCCAGAGCUCCCGACCCCCUAGUCUCCUCGCUCACCGCCAACACCUGACCCGCCAACGCAGCCACAGCGCCGGGGAGGUCAGCCCACGACGACUGGUGGGUGAAGACCUCAGACAUGGCCCACCCGUCCUGCCGCGGCCCUCCAGCACCUUCUCCUCCUCCAGCAGGGGGCAGUGUCAAGAUGUGGUGCCAGUGGCUUACAACGACAAGAUUGUGGCGUUUCUACGGCAACCAAACAUCUUUGAGAUUCUGCAGGAGAGGCAGCCGGACUUCAACCGGAACCAUUCACUCAGGGAGAAGGUGCAACUGAUCCGCACAGAUGGAGGUUCAGGAUUGGCCAGGCUGUCCGGCGAUGCUGACCUUGUCAUGCUGCUAAGCCUGUUUGAAGAUGAAGUAAUGUCCUACGUGCCUCCUCACGCCUUACUUCACCCCAGCUACUGUCAGUCACCCCGGGGCUCACCUGUCUCCUCCCCACAGAACUCGCCAGGCACUCAGAGAGCUAACGCCCGCGCCCCAGCACCCUACAAGAGAGACUUUGAGGCCAAACUACGAAACUUCUACAGGAAACUAGAAACUAAAGGCUACGGCCAAGGUCCAGGGAAGUUAAAGCUCAUCAUCCGCCGUGACCACUUGCUGGAAGAUGCCUUCAACCAGAUCAUGUGCUAUUCCCGUAAAGACCUGCAGCGCAGCAAGCUCUAUGUGAGCUUUGUCGGGGAGGAGGGGCUGGACUACAGCGGGCCUUCCAGAGAGUUCUUCUUCCUGGUUUCCAGGGAGCUGUUCAACCCUUAUUAUGGUCUGUUUGAGUACUCUGCCAAUGACACCUACACCGUGCAGAUCAGCCCCAUGUCGGCCUUUGUGGACAAUCACCAUGAAUGGUUUCGCUUUAGUGGUCGUAUUCUGGGUUUGGCUCUGAUCCACCAGUACCUGCUGGAUGCCUUCUUCACCAGACCUUUUUACAAAGGCCUGCUGCGCAUUCCCUGUGACCUGAGUGAUCUGGAGUAUCUGGAUGAAGAGUUUCAUCAGUCGCUUCAGUGGAUGAAGGACAACGACAUAGAGGACAUGCUGGACCUCACCUUCACCGUCAAUGAGGAAGUCUUUGGACAGAUAACAGAAAGGGAGCUGAAGCCCGGCGGAGCCAACAUCCCCGUCUCAGAGAAGAACAAGAAGGAGUACAUCGAACGGAUGGUGAAGUGGAGGAUAGAGCGAGGGGUGGUGCAGCAGACGGAGAGCCUGGUCCGAGGUUUUUACGAAGUGGUGGAUGCCAGGCUGGUGUCAGUGUUUGAUGCCAGAGAGCUGGAGCUGGUGAUUGCCGGCACAGCGGAGAUCGAUUUAUCAGACUGGAGGAACAACACAGAGUACAGAGGAGGUUACCAUGACAACCACAUUGUCAUCCGGUGGUUCUGGGCAGCAGUAGAGAGGUUCAACAAUGAGCAGAGGCUGAGGCUGCUGCAGUUUGUGACCGGGACGUCCAGUAUUCCUUAUGAGGGCUUCGCUUCUCUGAGAGGCAGCAACGGACCUCGCAGGUUCUGUGUGGAGAAGUGGGGGAAGGUCACCUCACUGCCCAGAGCUCACACGUGUUUCAACCGGCUCGACCUGCCCCCGUACCCGUCCUUCUCUAUGCUGUACGAGAAGAUGCUGACAGCCGUGGAGGAGACCAGCACCUUUGGCUUGGAGUGACACCCUCAUCUGUCCACCCGGCCAGCUCUGGACUCCUCUCUGAUCAACCCUCAAGAACCUUUAGGUUCUGGAUUUAAAGCUAAAUUUGUGUUUUUGUUUUUAAUUUAUGGUGGGCUUUAUUUCAUAGCAGAGGCUGAAAAGACCUUUGAAACACGAAGCUGCACUCUGUUCUAUAGAAACGCCCCGUGUACAGAGGUAAACAGUGACUCUUUGUUGCACUUGCACGAUUUCACUCCUACUUAGUAACACGCUUUCACCUGUGUGAUGUGAGGAAUGAAGACCCGCACUGCCUUUGGGACCAGAAUCAUAACUGCCAGGAUUUGAUCAACCUGAGACCCUUUUUUCCUCUUUGAUACCAGGAUUUCAAGUUUAACGUUCACAUCAAAGAAGAAGCUAACACUGCCUUCACUGCAGAGGCUGACCAGACGGACCUGUGAGGAGCACAGGCCGUCCAGAACUGCCAGCUUCAGCGACGCCCUCACUGCAGUGCAGCAUCUCCUUGUGGCCUGUCCUAGUAUCUGCACUAGAUGGUGCACUUGUUUCUCAAAGCCUUUUGGGGGAAGCGGCUUUGGUCGAGUUUGUUUGAUUUUUCCAGUGAACUUCAGCCCAUUUUGCAGGACCCGAACACAAGCUUUGGUAAUGUUGUUACAGUAUUUUCAUCUAUGAGAAAAAAAGUGGUUUUCUAAUGAUGUGGCAGUGACAUGUUGUGAUUUGAAUGUAACUUUAUGAUGUUGAUAGUGUGAAAGAAAUUUUGAAUCAGUUUGCAAAAAAAAAGAAAAAAAAAUCACCACUGAACUUGUGUUAGUAAGGAAAUGAAGUUACAGUGUGCAACUGUAUCCAUUAAUGUUGCUUAGGGUUGAUUUGAAGCAUUGCUUUUCAGAAUUUUUCCCAAGAAUCUCUCAAAAAUAUAGCUAUAUUGAAAAAAAUCUUCAAAUAAAGAUAGAAAUAUCCAAACAACAGUGGUGGAUCUAGAAAGGUUACACUUGAGGGAUGUAACACCAACGAAAUUAAAGCGUAAGCUAAAUUUAUCUGAUUAUUUUCAUAGUUUUAGCUUUAAUUCUGUUAUAAAGUGGCGUCUACAGAUGCAUCAGUGGUGAUUUGCAAACAGUGUGGCAGGAACAGAUAUCAUCAGCUGUUGUUUAUCCGUUGUGUCAAAUCUAAUUACUACUGGCAUGUUGCUCCUGAAUCAAAAGAUAUUUUUCACCGUGCCGAGGAAAUCACCUGUGUGGUCAAACAUGAGAGAAAAAGUUUACUUCCUACAAGUCUUAGUCCUGAAGAAGUAAUGAACUUAAAAGGGACCCGACACAAUCAGACAAGUUCAUCUUGUUUGUGUCUCCCAUAUGUAUAUUGAACUUAAAAACUUGAUAGAUACCCACACUGGUACCGUGACUUCUCUUAGCCAUAGCGCUCCUUGCCAUUGCUAAGCAGUAACCGCUGUUUCAGGCUGUAUUGCUGCUUCAUACGAGGCACGAGUUUGCUGUGUGUUGGCUUUGUCUCCCUGCUGCAAAAACUCUGCCAUUCCUCCUAAGUUUUACCGCAGUAAAAGUCCCUACAAGUGACUUGAUUCAGUGUGCUGCUAGCUUUUCAAAAUAAAAGCAUUAUGUACAUACGAAGGCAGUUUUUCCAAAAAAGAAAAAAAAAACCUGCAAAAGUGGGCUUUAACUUUGAAAAGCGCAAACCAGAAGUGUUUUCAUGCUGCAUCUAUCAUUAUCUGUAACGUGUGCAGAAGUUUGGGGAACAACUUUUUAAACAGAUGCAUUUUAGCUCGUGGCCUUCAUCUGGUUCAUCAAGAAGCGGAUUUCAAACAUAUUCUACCGAUAUUGAUGUAAAUAUUUGCUACAACAAUGUAUUUAUGGCUCAGUAUUUAUCAUCUUCCUGUCUAGUUUGACCGAUAACCGCUCGUGGUCCAAUGAAAAAAUAGAGGAGACCUCAAAUCUUAAAAUUGAGAUGCAGUUUAUAAGCUCAAAUCACUCAAAAUGCAGAUAUCUAGUGAGUUUUUAGUUCAAUAUACAUAUAAGAGAUACAAAUAUCUAUCCAACAACAUGAACUUGUCUGAUCAUGCAGGGUUCCUUUAACACUGGUAUCAGUAAUCGGCUAAACUUUCAUGUUAAACAUCAGUAUCAGCCCAGAUUUUUAAAAUUAGUGGAUCUCUAGUGGUGUCCUUGUAUUUUUUUAUUACUAUUAUGAUGUUCUCUGUGGCCAGUGUCAGCUUAUAAAGUGUAUGAGUCAGCUGUUUAACUUCAGUUCAUUGGAGGGGUUGGACUUCAACGUCAUCUUAGGCUUCAGCGGGUUUGCAGGGUCUGCUUACCCAAAGACAGCCAUGGAGUGGUUUACACCUCUCAGGUAGGAAAGUGGCAAGAUAUUAAAAAAGCUACUUCUGGAGGUAAACAUUUAAAGAUACAAUGAUAUUUUUAAUUUUCUGUGCGUCAAAUUGAGCUUCUUUUAGUGGCUGAAGUGUUAAUAUGUAAGGAUGUUUUGUUUUUUCUUUCAUGUUGGAUUAAAGGAGCAUAUUUUUUAUAAAUUAAAUGAAAAUAAUGUAUCCUUUUGAGAUUCAGAUGUCAUAUGAUUUAGGCGAAGCUGCACCUCCACCACAAUGCCUCUCUAGAUCCGCCUCUGUCUAACAUCUGCCAUUUUUAAUGUAAAUGUAUGACCAACUCAUGGAAGCUGGUUAAUCUGAGUUAAGUAAUACACAUUCUGGCUGUAUUAAUACUCUUCUUUUUGUUGUUGUUGGCUUAUUUCACCUUCAACCUAAUAACUAGAAGCUCAGAACGAUGAGAGGGUUUUCACGUUUUUGUUCCUAUUUCACACUUGUGAUGUCGGACACUUAUGUAAGGCUGAUUUUGAUCACACAUGCUGUCUGUAAAUCUUUCUCUUGACACUGUUGAAUUGUUUCUCUGGAUUUGCACUCUUGUCUUUUUUUCAGGAUUUAAUUUAACCACAUGCAGCGCUCAAAACAGACCAACGGCAAAGCAUGAAAGUUUUAAAGAACAGCUCACCUGUAACAGCUCUCCUCACUCAAAUGCACCCCCUCUCCUUGCACUAUGAAUGUACGCACGCCUUGAACUGCCACUUUGAAGGAAAACUGUCAACAUUUAGGCCUAGGUCACCUCAAAAUUAGCAGAGCUAACACAAUCACCCUGUAUGCCUCUAUUUAAUUUACAAUGCAAAUAAAUGGAAGCUCUUAUUUGCCAUUUAAAACAAAAUACAUAAAAGCUUUGGUGGGUUUGGAAUCAGUUCUGACUUGCUUAAUCAUACCAAUGAGGUGGUUUUCUUGUGAGGAGUUUUUUUUAUCAUGCUGAUUAUAGUGGCCCUAUGGAAAGUGGUAUACUGUGUAAAACAGCUGUAGGAUGCGCUUUAACACCAGUUUUGUCAUCUUGAAGUUGCCAGCGUCAAACGCCAAGAAAUGCAGACGCCACCAUCUCAUAUUGAAAAUCCACUCACUACAUUAUCUUAUCUGAUACAUGCUGGGAUACGUAACGACACAGGCAGAGCGUGUUGUUUCACUAUUACGUCUUAGUAAAUAUGGGCCUCCAUUGACUAAACUUAUUUAAGACAACAUGCUUCAAACUAUUUGUUUUCAAUCUUUGGAAAAUAGUCCUGAACCUGCAACAUUUCCUGUUUACACUUUUGGAGAAUGUAUUCUAAGUCGGUUCAUGUCUGGCCUCAGUUUGAUCCAGAUGAGAUCAUGAUCUUAAUUAAGGAAUGAUUUCCCUCAAUGAUCGCACUGCCCUCCGUUUGUCUAACCAGAAUGUACCAAAGUUUUGAGCUGACUGCCUCACGUCUAACAAGCAACCACUCUUUCUGUACAGACCACCUCACUUUUAGAAAUGAAUGUUUGUCAGCACUCCUCUCCCUGAAAUAAAAUG